Messenger RNA from Fusarium poae, 612 nucleotides. RefSeq names its product 60S ribosomal protein L15 (gene RPL15). Bases 1 to 612 code for a protein of 203 amino acids. NCBI's taxonomy places the organism in Eukaryota, Fungi, Ascomycota, Sordariomycetes, Hypocreales, Nectriaceae. Gene Ontology annotation, cellular component: ribosome; cytosolic large ribosomal subunit. The record is from RefSeq and is a predicted model, not a curated record. The transcript has 3 exons. Gene Ontology annotation, biological process: cytoplasmic translation. Gene Ontology annotation, molecular function: structural constituent of ribosome; RNA binding.
AUGGGUGCCCUCAAGUACGUCGAAGAGCUUCAGAAGAAGAAGCAGUCGGAUGUCGUUGCCUUCCUCCUCCGAGUUCGCUGCUGGGAACUCCGUCAAUUGAACGUCAUCCACCGCGCCUCUCGUCCUUCCCGUCUGGACAAGGCUCGCCGUCUCGGAUACAAGGCCAAGCAGGGCUAUGUUAUCUACCGUGUCCGCGUCCGCCGUGGUGGCCGCAAGCGCCCUGCUCCUAAGGGUGCCACCUACGGCAAGCCCACCAACCAGGGUAUCAACCAGCUGAAGUACCAGCGAUCCCUCAAGGCUACUGCCGAGGAGCGUGUCGGCCGCCGCUGCGCUAACCUCCGAGUCCUCAACUCCUACUGGAUCAACCAGGACUCUACCUACAAGUACUACGAGGUCAUCCUCGUCGACCCCCAGCACAAGGCCAUCCGCAUCGACCCCCGCAUCAACUGGAUCGUCAACCCCGUCCACAAGCACCGCGAGGCUCGUGGUCUUACCGCCACCGGCAAGAAGUCCCGUGGUCUCAACAAGGGUCACCGCUACAACAAGACCAAGGCUGGCCGCAGAAAGACCUGGAAGCGUCACAACACCCUGUCCCUGUGGCGAUACCGAUAA